AUUUGUGCUUUUGAGUCUGGUGAGAGAGGGGAACGAAAUAAGAUUUUAGCGUAUUAUAGAGUAUGGCUUCAGUUACCAGUAUUGACGUGGACGCGACUCAGCAUCUAAGGGAUAUCUUAAAACUAGACCGACCUGAAGAUUCAGUUAAUGGAAACCAGAGGAAAUCUAACUCCUCCUUCAGCAGUGAUCUGAAUGGUCUUCUUGUUACUGAUCAAGUUGCAGCUGUGGGUACCUCCUUGUCUGAUACAAACCUCUGCAGUGCUGCAGUGUUGAGUUCAGAAAGACAGAUCAUUUGCCUAUCUGGAGAUGACAGCUCUUCUUGCAUUGAAAUCACUGCUAAAGAUGUAGAAAUCGUUGCCAGCCAUGACUCUAAUAUAUGCAGCAAAGCAAGAGGCAGCAACAAGGUCAAAAUACAGCCGGUAGCUAAAUAUGAUUGGGAACAGAAGUACUACUGUGGCAAUCUGAUAGCAGUAUCAAACGACUACAUUGCAUAUGCUACUAGAGGUGCUAAUGGAUCCGCCAUGGUCAGAGUUCUAAGCCUUACAACCGCUGAGAGGAUCUUACUGAAAGGCAUUACAGGAAGUGUAACUGACUUGGCAUUUGCACAUCUCAAAUCUAACCAUCUAGCAUGUUUGGAUGAAGCAGGUAGCUUAUUUGUGUGGCAGUUGUCAAUGACAAAUGGAAAAAUCCAAGAUGACAUUGUUGUGCAUAUACGAAGACCAGAAAACACUGUGUUAAGUAACUUCCGCAGAAUUAUCUGGUGCCCGUAUAUCCCAGAAGAAAGCGAAGAGAAUGUUGUUGACGAUACAAGCCAAACAGUUGCCUUGCUGCAUGAGGAUAAGGCUGAAGUGUGGGAUUUGGAAAUUGUGCGCGCAAACCACAGCACUUGGCCAGUAGAUGUCAGUGAAAUCAAAGAAGGAUUCAUAAUUGUGAAGGGACAUUCUGGGCGUCUAAGUGAAGGUGCACUUUCUCCUGAUGGAACAGUCCUGGCCACAGCUAGCCAUGAUGGCUAUGUGAAGUUCUGGCAAAUAUACAUAGAGGGACAGGAUCAACCAAGGUGUCUGCACGAGUGGAAGCCUCAUAACGGAAGGCCUCUGUCCUGUCUACUGUUUUGUGACAAUCAUAAAAAACAAGACCCAGAGGUUCCAUUUUGGAGGUUUUUGAUCACAGGAGCAGAUCAAAACAGAGAGCUAAAGGUGUGGUGCACAGUCUCCUGGACAAGUCUGCAAACAAUCCAAUUUUCUCCAGAUCCAUUUAGUUCUGGUAUUUUGCCUGGGCUUAAAGCAUCAUUGGAUUUGUCUGCAGAAUUCCUGAUACUGACUGAUGUUCAGCGAAAGGUUUUGUAUGUAAUGGAGCUAAAGCAGAAUCAGGAUGAAGGAAAAGCUACCUUUACAUCCAUUUCAGAAUUCUUGCUCACACACCCAGUCCUCAGUUUUGGUAUACAGGAUGUGAAUCAUUGUCGUCUCCGGAACACUGAAGUAUUGCCAUCAGAAGAAGACAACAACAGUAUCAGCCAAGAAGAGCCCCUGGAGUGUGAAUCGGUUGAAUCUGCUGCUGGUGUGCUUAUAAAACUGUUUUGUGUACAUACAAAAGCACUGCAAGAUGUUCAGAUCUGGUUUCAACCCCGUCAGAAUACUGAACCUGCUAUAUUGGGAACAUCUCAACCAACACAGGAAGAUUUUGCCCUUCCUGAUCAUAUCCAAGGCAUCAACAAGGAGAGAAUGUCUUCCACGCAGGGAUCUUUGCAUGGCUCCCAGUCAGAAUUGUGCAGGAUCACUACUGACUUCCUACUCCUUUCUACUGACUCUGCGCCCAAACUAAUGACACCUGAUGCGUUCAUGAGUCCCAGUGUAUCACUACAGCAGGGCAUUUCCUCUCCUGGAAGCAUCAUAAGCACACUUACAGCGGUUACACCCAUUAGCAAUACCUCAAGCAGUGAUACAGUCCUGUCAAGACCAUCUGAGGAGAUGACUUUAAGCACAAUGUUGCAGUUAGACACUUCGCGUGAUGGAACCCUACAGUCCAGUUCAAGAAAUUCAGCUGUUGUCAUCCCAGGAAUGUCUGAGACAUCUGUAUCAAAACCAGCUGCUCAGUUGGUGUCCUCCAACCAUCCUCUAGAGCUGCAAGAUUUGGACCCUUUGGUUGUACCACAGGCUUCUCCCACACGUGAACGUUCUCCUGAUGUCAUAUCCAGUGCAUCCACUGCAAUACCUCAGGACAUUCCAGAGAUUGCCUCUGAGACACUGCAACGUAGUUAUAUUUCUUCUGUACCUUUGGGCUUGUCUGUUGAAGGAUGUGACUCCUCCCAUCAUAGUGACAGCAUGAGCUCGGCUGCAUCUGCAUUGCAUUUGCUUUCUCCCCAUAAUCUUUCUUUAGAUCAUGGACACAGACCAAUAAUUAUUGGAUCUUCAGUAGUGGAGAAUGAGCGAAUCAAUGCACCAUCUUUGCUAGAGAGCAAAAUCCAAGAAGAUAAUGUGGAUAUAGGUUUACCACAGCCUUGGCCUGCAGCACCUGACAUUACCAAAGAGACAAGGAAUAGUUUGGACAGUUCAAGAAAUGGUCAAGACAGGGGAGACAACUCUUUUCACAGACAUAACUACCAUUUACUACAACAGCAUGACAGUCAAGAUGCCAGUGCUGAACAGAGUGAUCAUGAUGAUGAAGUUGCUAGUUUGGCGUCAAUUUCUGGAAGCUUUGGAGGCAAGGGUCAACAUCUUCCCAUUAAGGACUGGAAGAGCAAAUUAUCACCACGUUCAUCUCCAAAACUACGUCGGAAGUCAAAGAAAGAUGAAAUGGAACUGACACAAUCUCCACGAAUUUCAGACCAUAUGGCAAAUUAUGAGUUACAAGAAGAGUUGUUAUGUAUGUUGCGCAACCAACAAAAAGAACUUUGUGAUCUACGUCAAAAUCAGCUGGAACUUAUGAAGAAACUUACAGACCAUAUGGAUGCAGUGCAGAGCUCCAUAAUGGGACAUGUUGAACGUGUAAUUGAUACUCAGCAAGAGCAGGAACAAAGGAGAGUUGAGCGAAUUUUAAGUGACGGACACGAAAGGAAUGGUCAGCUGCAGGAAUACCUUUCACAACAACUUUCUCAUUCGUUGUCUGGAUCUCUUUGUAACCGUGUGGAUAAGAUCAUAAGGGAAGAGAUGAAAAAGACUAUUUCUCAGUGUAUUACCAAAACAUUGGAUCCAGUAACAGCGCAGUUGACUAGUACAGUGGCAGCAAAAGUUACUGCCGUGGAGGGGGUACUGAAGGAAAAUGUCACCAAGAUGGUUAAAUCAAAAAAUGUUACUGAUGCCAUUGGUCGAGUAGCUGCAGAAUCUCUUCAGGCAGUCAUUCAGUCUUCAUACAGAGAAGCUUUUCAAAGUAUUGUUCUUCCUGCCUUUGAGAGGAGCUGUCAGUCCAUGUUUCAGCAAAUAAACGGCAGUUUCAAGCAAGGCACCCAGGAAUAUAUGCAACAGCUAGAAGCUCAUCUAAGAAGCAGAAAAAUGAAUGAGCAGGAAACACGUGACCCUCUGGUGACACAGCUCCAACAGAUGGUAGAUAGCCUUCAGUCCAUAACAGAUCAGCUGGCAUCCAAUAUUGCUAGCAAUGUACGCACUGAAGUUCAACACCAGAUACACAUUGCAGUGGGAAACAUGCAGGACUCUAUCCUAUCACAGGUACAAAGAAUCAUCAAGGAGGAAGUGAGCCAUGCUAUGAAAGAGCAGCAAGCAGCUGUCACAUCGAGCAUUAUGCAGGCUAUGAGAUCUGCAGCAGGAACUCCUAUCCCAUCCUCACAUAUGGAUUUUCACUCCCAGCAGACUCACAUCCUGCAACUUAUGCAGCAAGGUCAAAUCAACAAGGCUUUCCAGCAGGCACUGACAGCCUCAGACCUAAACCUUAUCCUUUAUGUUUGUGAGACUGUAGACCCACAACAAGUAUUUGGGCAACAUCCAUGCCCUCUCAGUCAGCCUGUCCUUCUGUCCCUAAUUCAGCAACUAUCGUUUGACCUUGGCAGUCGUACAGAAAUUAAGCUCAAUUAUCUGGAAGAAGCAGUGAUGCAUCUAGAUCACAGCGAUCCUGUGACCAGAGACCACAUGGGGACCGUUUUAAAUCAAGUGCGGCAAAAACUUUUCCAGUUCUUGCAAGCUGAACCUCAGAAUGCUUUACAAAAACCUGCUCGACGUCUGUUGAUAAUGCUACAAGGACUGGCGCUUCCUACUCUGAGUUAAAGAUUUACACAAUAAAAAUAUUUAAUCAUGAUCCAAAAUACCAACCUCUUCCAGCAAUUCCUAUUAUCUCUUUCACUGGUUGGGAUGGAAAAUAAUAGCAUUUAUUUUAGUAUAUGUCCUGCCUUGUGUAAUAUUCCAAGUCUUCUUGACUGAUGAAAAAGACUUUUCUACCUUCCAGUUCUCACUUGAGCUGUAUCAUUUAUUUGAAUCUAAACACAGAUUUUUACUUCACGUUAUUUCUGUUUGAUAUUAUAUAUCCUAACAAUCAUAUUACAGAGUCUGGUAUGUUUGACAGAUUCAUUGCUAUCUCUAUAUUCCCUUAAACUGUGUAGGAGUUUUUCACAAUAAUUUGAUUUCUUUUAAAAUAAGUUUAAAUAAGUCAUAGAAUUCUAAAAAGUUUAUAUUUUGUUUAUCAUUAGGCUGAAUUUUAACUAUUGUUAUUUUGUGCCUGUAUGCAUACCAAUAAAGCAUCAUCUUCAUUCUAA
This is a messenger RNA of Xenopus tropicalis (tropical clawed frog), 4699 nucleotides long. RefSeq names its product enhancer of mRNA decapping 4 (gene edc4). Lineage: Eukaryota; Metazoa; Chordata; Amphibia; Anura; Pipidae. Gene Ontology annotation, biological process: deadenylation-independent decapping of nuclear-transcribed mRNA. The coding region runs from base 63 to 4214 and encodes 1383 amino acids. Gene Ontology annotation, cellular component: nucleus; P-body. The transcript is spliced from 29 exons. The record is from RefSeq and is a predicted model, not a curated record.